AUGACGUACCCGCUGAAGGAUAAACGAGAUGCUCGAUACUGGAAACAACAGGCAGCCACUUUGCCGGACUUCGUGCCGAAGGACGAACACAAACCCAAGCUGGCGGAGCUCCAACAUCGGGCCUCUAUAUUGUGGUCACCCCAACUGAAGGACCAGGACGAGAAGAACGUUCGAGACUACUUGGACUUCGCCGCCAGUCAAUAUGAAAUCGAGGAGGAACAGGCACUCUUCAUCUUACGUCAACAGGGCUUCGAUAUUGCGGUGGCCCGUCGACGUCUGGCUGGGAUUGAGACCGCCCGCGGUUGUCGCUACCAUCGUUGGAAGGCUCAGGACCUAGUUCAUUUAUCGAAGGCCUUCAAGAAGCAUGGAAACGACUUUAAGAAGGUCAAGGAGCAGCUGCCACAUGUCCCGCUCGCAGAACUUCGCCAGUAUUUUAACUUCAUGUACUCGGUCUGA
Drosophila ananassae is the source of this 456-nucleotide messenger RNA. Its product is annotated as REST corepressor. Bases 1 to 456 code for a protein of 151 amino acids. The record is from RefSeq and is a predicted model, not a curated record. Gene Ontology annotation, molecular function: transcription corepressor activity. NCBI's taxonomy places the organism in Eukaryota, Metazoa, Arthropoda, Insecta, Diptera, Drosophilidae. Gene Ontology annotation, biological process: negative regulation of DNA-templated transcription; regulation of transcription by RNA polymerase II. The transcript has a single exon. Gene Ontology annotation, cellular component: transcription regulator complex; histone deacetylase complex.